Molecule: messenger RNA, 1028 nt
Organism: Acanthoscelides obtectus
Lineage: Eukaryota; Metazoa; Arthropoda; Insecta; Coleoptera; Chrysomelidae
Source: the annotation of a GenBank genome assembly
CACUGACCUUAGCAAGAAUGUUAAGUAAUUUUUACCAAGAGACAACAUAAACAGAAUGAUCUCGAUAUAAAAGCAGCUUAUCAGAGGGCAAACUGAAUAUUUUGUCUCGCGAGAUUACAUAGCGAACUCUGUGAAAAUGAAACUGUAUCUUUUGUACUUGUCUAUUGCAGUCAUUUUCGUGAAUGCCAAGGAAGACUCGUCAUCUUCAGAGGAAAUAGACUUCAAUGAGCUGAAAAAGUUCGUACAAUCGGCAAAUCAUGAAAAGAUGACUCAAGCUUUAGAUCUUUAUAACAAGACCAAAUCCAGAUGUCCGAAUAUUGACGAGGAUGUCAUGGAAGCAACAAAGAAGGUAGCAGAAUGCGUGGAGAAUGUGGAAUUGGGCUCUGAUACAGUAUGCUCAGUGAUAAAGAAGAAUUUUCCAAAAUGCACCAAGCCAUUCGUUGAUGUGCUAAUAAACUGUUUGGAUGAAGAAUUCAAAUUCGCUCUUCCUCUGGGAAUCAAGAUGAUUACAGGUUUUAUUGAUCAGGCUUGCAAUUCUACUGUUGAAGAGGUCUUAGAGCUGUUCAACCCUUGCAUAUUUGAUAAUGACGCAGAAGAAGAGAAAAUUGAGGCUUGUAAACUAAUUAAUGAGAAGAGCAAAGAUGAUCGUUUGAUAACGAAAGCAGAAGUUUGCGAUUUGAGGCCGAAAGGUAAGGAAUGCUUGAAACAACUGGUACAAACCUGUAAGAGCCCUAUUACGAAGAAAACUGUCAUGGACUUCCAUGAAGUUAGUGAACAUAUCAUGGACAAUGAAUGCAAUGCAGUAUGAUAAAAAACUGUUAUGUUUUGUUAAAAUAUAUUUUUUAAUUCGUUUAUUCAUUUUCCCAAAUGACCACAGAUGGGAUCACGGUGCUAAUAAAUGCAUGCAGAGAAAUUCAGGGAAGAUUUAGUACAUAAAAAUAAGAAAGAUCAUAUACGUGUCCUGAAAUUAUUAGUGUUCAUGAUACGAGGGUGUUGCGAAAAAUUAUAAGCCACUGCAUACUCAAAGC